AUGUCAUUAAACUACAUAAAGAACUUCUAUGAGGGAUGUCUCCGGCCACCAACAGUGAUUGGUCAGUUCCACACAUUGUUCUUCGGUUCUGUGCGGAUGUUCUUCCUGGGCGUUCUAGGAUUUGCAGUUUAUGGCAACGAGGCUCUCCACUUCAGCUGCGACCCAGACAGGAGAGAAUUAAACUUAUACUGUUAUAACCAAUUCCGACCCAUAACUCCUCAGGUCUUUUGGGCUUUACAGUUGGUGACGGUUCUUGUGCCAGGAGCAGUAUUUCAUCUCUAUGCUGCAUGUAAAAAUAUUGACCAGGAGGAUAUUCUGGAGCGGCCUGUCUACACCGUCUACUACAUCAUUUCAGUCCUUUUACGGAUCAUUCUGGAAGUGGUAGCAUUUUGGUUGCAGAGUCAUCUCUUUGGUUUCCUGGUCCAUCCACUCUACUUCUGUGAUGCCAGUGCUCUUGAGAAGGCCUUCAACUUCACAAAAUGCAUGGUGCCAGAGCAUUUUGAAAAGACUAUUUUCCUUAGUGCAAUGUACAUUUUUACCAUUAUUACUGUAAUUUUGUGUAUAGCUGAGAUUUUUGAAAUACUGUGUCGUAGGCUUGGUUAUUUGGCCAAUCAGUGA
Chanos chanos (milkfish) is the source of this 618-nucleotide messenger RNA. Its product is annotated as gap junction epsilon-1 protein. The record is from RefSeq and is a predicted model, not a curated record. The transcript is spliced from 3 exons. Gene Ontology annotation, biological process: cell-cell signaling. Gene Ontology annotation, cellular component: connexin complex. Lineage: Eukaryota; Metazoa; Chordata; Actinopteri; Gonorynchiformes; Chanidae. Gene Ontology annotation, molecular function: gap junction channel activity. Bases 1 to 618 code for a protein of 205 amino acids.